This is a messenger RNA of Phalaenopsis equestris, 729 nucleotides long. Its product is annotated as B3 domain-containing protein Os04g0386900-like. NCBI's taxonomy places the organism in Eukaryota, Viridiplantae, Streptophyta, Magnoliopsida, Asparagales, Orchidaceae. The transcript has 4 exons. Gene Ontology annotation, molecular function: DNA binding. Bases 23 to 562 code for a protein of 179 amino acids. The record is from RefSeq and is a predicted model, not a curated record.
AGGGUUUUCAUACGCUGCAAGUAUGCACGGCGCUCUGUCUUCCUACUCCAAAGAGGAGGUUUGUGGAUUAGUUGGAAGCUCCCAUAAGAAGAAUGGGGGAUGUGCUGGCUCUCAAAAGGAACCUGGUUGCAAAGAAUCAAAUAAACUUAGUGGUCAUGCUGAGCCAAUUCCAAAUCAUAAGAUCCAUCAACUUGAAGGAAAGCCAUAUUUCACAGCUAUAAUGGGAACGGCUAGUGUUUGCCGUAGUUUUUUAGUGAAAAUUCCAAAAAGUUUUAGUGAAUUUCUUCCUUCAUCAUCUGCAUGGAUUAUACUAUGCUGCCGCGAAAAAGAAUGGGCUGCAAAAUGCAGAGUGUCCCAGAGCGCCAAGUUUAUAAACGAGGGAUGGAAACAAUUUGUGUUGGAUAACAAUUUAAAAAUUGGAGAUGGCUGUGUUUUUGAACUGAUGAAUAUCAAAGAGCUGAGAUUCAGAGUUCAGAUUCUAAGUGGAGAAUUGCCUGUCAGCCCAACAACUGAUAUUUUUACACGAGGAAAUAGCAUUGAUACUCCUAUUUUGAUUGGCUAAAUUAGUUUCAUGCUGAAUGAAGUGUAUAGGGGACUUCUUUUCUAUGUUUUCUUAUACGUGAAAAUGAAAUCCAUGUUUGGUGUAAUAUAAGUGAUAUCUAUAUGUUUUGAUCGAAAUAUUUGUAGUGCGACGUAUUUGGCGCAAUGAAAAUUAUGGAAAAUAUUUUU